CAAUCGCAUAUCAUUACCACGUGUCGAUUUUUCAAUGCCAACAUUCUGGCCACAAACGUGCACCCACUUUUCACGAAAAUUUAGGCCCAAACAAAUGCACAAACUUGUUCCCAUCACAAAGCACUUAAUUUUAUAUCAUAAAUCAAAAUUAAAAUGAAAAUCGCUGAUACAACACAUCAAAUUGCUAAAAAAGGCAUCCGGAAACGAUAGAAGACGAUGAUGACGAUGAUAGAGACAAAUGAACAAACUUGUUCCAAUCACAAAGCACUUCAUUUUAUAUCAUAAAUUUAUAAUAAAUCAAAAUUAAAAUGAAAAUCGCUGAUAAAACACAUCAAAUUGCUAAAAAAGACAUCCGGAAACGAUAGAAGACGAUGUAAACAAAAGGGAAAAACGUCAAAAACGCUACGAAAACUUUUUUAUAAAAUUCGAUUACAAAUACAACGAUGGCGGAUUGCGUGAUCUGUAGUCGUUGGUUCAUGCUCGGAAAUAGGAAAUGUAGCCCACAAGAAGCUCGGGAUGUAACUAUGCCUUCAUGCAAAACCAAAUGAUUUAAAGGUUGAACCACCCUAAUGUAAAAGAGCAUUGACUUGAGCCGAGCACACAAACAUACUCAGGCAUAUAUACGGCCUACCUUUAUUGCUACGCCGUUAGCAAUACAUGUAUUAUUUCCCGUUGUAAUAUAAUUUCGUUAAGUUUCCCCUCCGAGCAGUUGGCUGCCGGCGGGUAAACUUAACUUUGUCAAAGCGGGACUUUUUCACUUCAUUCGAGCUAUCAAGGAGACCGGACGACUUCAGCCAUCACCCAGCGAUACAUAUUCAAAGGUAAUCAUAUUGUACACCCACUGAGUUAUUCGAUAAUAAACCCAAUUGAAAUCAUAGCUAUUAUCUACUAAUACACUUGGUUGUGUUUCAUUUCAUUUUCUUUUUUUCAAUUAACAUUGGUGCUACUGCGGGAGUUGCGACCCACUGGUUCACCGAUCGUUCAUGGUCCAUCAACGCCGAAAUUCAAAGUAACCAGAGAUCAUUUAUAUAUAUAAGCAAAGGUCACGGAAGCUAUCACAAAAACGCCCCAGAUUAGAUUCACUCAUCGAGCAGACGUCUUUCCACACAAAAUAAUAAGGAGCCAAAGGACCGAUAUAUACGGUGCGGCAACACGCAAAAGCGCUCAAAUUACCACCAGCUCACCAGAAACCCUACCAACACAGCGACACAUAAAGGCGCAAAUCUUUUCAGCAAACAGCACAAGUCACCAAAAGUUCAAAAACUAGUUACAAAGGUACAUACAUACAUACGGGUAUGCAAGACGAACAGUAACACCAGUGCGCGCGACAACGAUUUUAGUAAAAACUUUUCACACAUCAACGAUGCAUCGCUUCCCCUCGAUGAGAAAGAAGGCCGAGCAACAAUCAAACCGCUUUGCUCUAGCGUGCCGUUUAUGCCAAGGUAUGCAUCCGAUACGGCUCUGUCCAUCAAUCCGCGGUAAAACUCCCGAAGAGAGACUGAGGGAGGCACUGAUUGGUCGCUUCUGCGGAAACUGACUGUCCAUGAAGCAUUGGUCUGACGAGUGCACGAGUGAAGAAAGAUGUCGUCGAUGCCGCGAAAAACACCAUACAACGCUGCACAGCCGAUUGAUACACGACCAUGGAGCGAGCAAGUUGCUAGUGAGGACGAGUCCGAGCCUCCUCAGCUGGUCGACACGAGACCAUGGAGCCAGCAAGUUGCUAGUGACGACGAGUCCGAACGCGCGUUAUCUAUAAACGCGUCCGACUACGCAAAUGAAACCACGCCGCUCCGCCCAGAAGAUGAACCAGCAGAAUCCACACCGGAAUCUUGGACUCCCCGCCCGACUAUAACCAGGGGAUCGGAAACUCGGCCUUUCCGACCCCUGUUAGCACACGAACGACGCCGGGAACGUGGAUCGGAAACACGGCCUUUCCGACCGCGGUCAACAGCCCGGCAGAACCGUAGAGCGGAAACUAGGCCUUUCCGCCUGCGGCAAAGACGAGAGGAGUCAAACAGGCCCAAUCGCGAUCAGGGUAGACUGGAGACGAGGCCUCGCCAGCUACCCAUCGCAUUUCGAGCGGGUCGACUCGCACGCGAAACCCAAGCGUUACGACCGGUCACGUCUAUUGAUCCUACGGUCGUGGUAAAAAUAGAAGCUCGUGGACGGCUGCACCUUAUACGCGCGUUAAUCGACGUAUGCUCUCCGACUUCGAUAAUUUCAACAGAUUUAGCGGUAGAACUCAGGCUUGACGUUUCAAAUUUCGGAACCCAACGUGGCUGUCUACUGCGUCUGAGGGGAAAACACGGCCAGAACACCAGGUUGGCUAUCCACGCCACAAUGAUAAAAAAUUACGUUCGUGUUAGCCCCACUAGUAGCGUCGAUCCAUCAGUAGCGACAGCGUAUACGCACAUACGAUUAGCGGAUCCAAACUUUUAUACGUCUACACCGAUUCGCUUAGUAUUGGGAGCCGGCGUAUACCCAGACAUCGUACUGCCGGGUAUGCUCCCAAACACGUUUAGUCCCUUUAUCGCGCAAAGCACCAUUUUUGGAUGGAUGCUCUCAGGAGUAUGUCGCUCUUAA
This is a messenger RNA of Rhagoletis pomonella (apple maggot), 2583 nucleotides long. RefSeq lists its product as uncharacterized. The record is from RefSeq and is a predicted model, not a curated record. Lineage: Eukaryota; Metazoa; Arthropoda; Insecta; Diptera; Tephritidae. The transcript has 5 exons. The coding region runs from base 1582 to 2583 and encodes 333 amino acids.